AUGGGAUUCAAUGACCGUUGGAGGAGGUGGAUCAUGGAGUGCAUGUCAACAGUCAAUUACUCUUUCACGAUCAAUGGUCAAACCAGAGAAUAUGUGACUCCCCAGAGAGGAAUUAGACAGGGAGAUCCGUUGUCACCAUACCUGUUUCUCUUAUGUUCAGAAGGACUCUCUAGCUUACUCCACACAGCUACGGAGGAAAAAAGGAUAAUGGGUUUAAAAAUCAGUAGACUUGGUCCUACUGUGUCCCAUUUAUUUUUUGCUGAUGACUCGCUGAUAUUUUGCAAAGCCGACCCAAACAAUGCAGCUGAAUUGAGAAGGAUUCUCCAGGUGUAUGAGAAGGGUACUGGACAGAUGGUUAACUUGGAGAAGUCUUCAGUUUUCUUUAGUAAAAAUGUGGAUCAGCAACUACAAUUGGCUACUUCUCAAGCUCUAGGGGACAUUCAGAUUGUUAAUAAAGGGAGAUAUCUGGGGCUUCCAAUGGUAGUUACUCGAUCCAAACAUCAGUUGUUUGGGUACAUUAAGGAUAAUAUCCAACAUAGGCUACAAAGGUGGAAAAAUAAGUUGUUGAGUGCGGCUGGGAAAGAGGUAAUGCUUAAGGCAGUUGCUUAUGCCCUGCCAACUUACACUAUGUCAUGCUUCAAGAUCCCUAAAAGGAUGUGUAAGGAUAUAAACUCCAUCAUGGCUAAUUAUUGGUGGGGAGAGGCCAAUGGACGAAACAAAAUGCAUUGGAGCUCUUGGAGUAACAUCUCGCGGGACAGGAAAUCUAGAGGACUAGGAUUGAAAGAUUUAGAGGCCUUUAAUAUAGCUUUACUAGGGAAGCAAGUGUGGAGAUUACUCACUCAACCAAACUUGCUUGUUAGUAAAGUGCUUAAAGCUCGAUAUUUUCCUAAGGAGUCCAUUUUCAACUGCAAGGUUCCUGCAAAUGCUUCGUGGAUCUGGAAAGGAUUGAUGGGGGCAAGGAAGGUUAUGGAGGGAGGAAUUCGGAGGAGGAUUGGGAAUGGGAAAAGUACCAAUAUAUGGGAUGAUUGCUGGAUUCCAGAUGCUCAUUUGGGCAAGGUGUCUUCACCUAAACCAAAGGAAACCGUGCUUCACAAGGUUCAUGACUUGAUACAUCAGCGAAAAUGGAUCCGACCCCUAAUAUUUGCGACUUUCAGCAAGCAGGAUGCAGAAAAAAUUUUGAAUAUCCCCAUCAGUUUAGGGGACAGAGAGGAUCGCCACUACUGGAUCCACGGAACUAAUGGCAUCUAUACUGUGGGCUAUGCCACACAGGUCUGGAGGUUAGCUCCCAUCCAAUGGGAUGUAACUCUGGACUACCAAGGUUGCUUCAAGAAGUGGUGGACCACUGUGACAGAAGCCAAAGAUAGAACAGAAGGAAAUGAUCACCUAUCUUUAACAGCCAACAUCCUCUGGCACAUAUGGAAAAGCAGAAAUGCAAGAGAGUUCGAUGGUAAGCAAAGGCAGCCAUGGAAAACGGUUCAGAAAGCUCAGGAAGAGUGGUUUGAAUUUAAGGAAGCUAAUGACAUACCAUCAACACGGAGUACAGAGGAAACAAGAACUCGGCAGUCACAAGUGCAGCUACAAGAGCAAGGCCAUGAUUCAGUGACACUGAGACUAGCAAUACAGGUGCGAAAGGUCACUUCUCAACUUGGAAUUGGGAUCAUAUGCACUAGGAAUUUUCAACGCCAGGCUCAAGGGUGGGCACUACAUGAGAGAAGUUCUGGGAAUCAUCUCAUUGGUGAAUUAGAAGCUGUCAAAUUACUGCUCAGUAAAGCUGCUGUCUACCAGUUCGACAAUAUUCAGGUGCAGUUGGACAAUAAGCGAGUUUUUCAUCUAAUUCAGAAUGCCAAAACGCUGGACAUGCGCGUCACAACACUGCUAGAGGAUAUUCUCACUUUGAAGGCCUUGUUUCGAAUGUGCUCCUUUUGCCUAGUUGAUGGAGAUAAUAAUCAUUUAAGUAAUAGGAUUAGCGCUUAUGCGUUGAAUAUCAUUCAAGAUGAGGAAUUUGUGAUUCCUUAG
Messenger RNA from Coffea eugenioides, 2016 nucleotides. RefSeq lists its product as uncharacterized. Gene Ontology annotation, molecular function: RNA-DNA hybrid ribonuclease activity; nucleic acid binding. Bases 1 to 2016 code for a protein of 671 amino acids. The transcript has 2 exons. The record is from RefSeq and is a predicted model, not a curated record. NCBI's taxonomy places the organism in Eukaryota, Viridiplantae, Streptophyta, Magnoliopsida, Gentianales, Rubiaceae.